ACGGCGAGACGUGCUCGAGAUGAAGACGCUCUUCAUCCUACUCGCUAUCCUAGGGAUAACAGCAGCAAAGGCUGUUCCCGUUCAUCGUGUGAAUGCACACACUCGCGACCUGCAGGAUGACCUCAACGACUUCCUCGCCCUCAUUCCCAUCGACGAAAUUGUGAACAUUGUGCUUAACCACUUGGCCAAUGACCCUGAGGUGCAGGCUGCCGUUGAAUACGUGCUCUCUGAUGACUUCAAGAGCAUUGUCCUGGCCAUCGACGCUCUCCCAGAGUACAUUGAUUUCCUCAACUACCUGCAAGAGUCCGGCCUCGAUGUCUACAAAUAUGUGAACGCUCUACACGACUUCAUGGGACUGCCCCAGCUUACUCCUCCAUCCAAGCUGAGACACACCAGGAGCAUCCGUUCCAUGGUCGACGAGAUUCUCGCCAUCUUGCCACUGGACGAACUCCGGGCUCUGUUCGACGAGAAACUGGAAACCAGCCCCGACUUCAAGGAGCUGUACGACAGGAUCAGGUCUCCCGAAUUCCAGUCGAUCGUGGAAACUCUGAACUCGCUGCCAGAGUACCAGGAGCUGCUUCAGAAACUGAGGGACGCUGGCAUCGACGUCGACGCAUUCAUUGACCUGAUUCGCGGUCUUUUCGGCCUGCCAACAAGCUCCAGCAACAAGAUUCGACUCCAUGCAUCUGCCAAGAAGGUCAACCGCAACCUCCAGGAUGACCUCAAUGACUUCCUCGCCCUGAUCCCCGUCGACGAAAUUGUCGCUAUCGUGCUCGACCACUUGGCCAACGACCCUGAGGUGCAGGCUGUUGUUCAGUACAUACUCUCCGAUGACUUCAAGAGCAUUGUCCUGGCCAUCGACGCUCUCCCAGAAUACAUUGAUUUCCUCAACUACCUGCAAGAGUCCGGCCUCGAUGUCUACAAAUACGUGAACGCUCUACACGACUUCAUGGGACUGCCCCAACUUACUCCUCCAUCCAAGCUGAGACACACCAGGAGCAUCCGUUCCAUGGUCGACGAGAUUCUCGCCAUCUUGCCACUGGACGAACUCCGGGCUCUGUUCGACGAGAAGCUGGUAACCAGCCCCGACUUCAAAGAACUGUAUGACAGGAUUAGGUCUCCCGAAUUCCAGUCGAUCGUGGAAACUCUGAACUCUCUGCCAGAGUACCAGGAGCUGCUCCAGAAACUGAGGGACGCCGGGAUCGACGUCGACGCAUUCAUUGAUCUGAUUCGCGGUCUCUUCGGCCUUCCAACAAGCUCCAGCAACAAGAUUCGUUUCCAUGUAACUGACAAGAAGGCCAACCGGAACCUCCAGGAUGACCUCAACGACUUCCUCGCCCUCAUUCCCAUCGACGAAAUUGUGAACAUUGUGCUUAACCACUUGGCCAAUGACCCUGAGGUGCAAGCUGCCGUUGAAUACGUGCUCUCUGAUGACUUCAAGAGCAUUGUCCUGGCCAUCGACGCUCUCCCAGAGUACAUUGAUUUCCUCAACUACCUGCAAGAGUCUGGCCUCGAUGUCUACAAAUAUGUGAACGCUCUACACGACUUCAUGGGACUGCCCCAGCUUACUCCUCCAUCCAAGCUGAGACACACCAGGAGCAUCCGUUCCAUGGUCGACGAGAUUCUCGCCAUCUUGCCACUGGACGAACUCCGGGCUCUGUUCGACGAGAAACUGGAAACCAGCCCCGACUUCAAGGAGCUGUACGACAGGAUCAGGUCUCCCGAAUUCCAGUCGAUCGUGGAAACUCUGAACUCGCUGCCAGAGUACCAGGAGCUGCUUCAGAAACUGAGGGACGCUGGCAUCGACGUCGACGCAUUCAUUGACCUGAUUCGCGGUCUUUUCGGCCUGCCAACAAGCUCCAGCAACAAGAUUCGACUCCAUGUAUCUGCCAAGAAGGCCAACCGCAACCUCCAGGAUGACCUCAAUGACUUCCUCGCCCUGAUCCCCGUCGACGAAAUUGUCGCUAUCGUGCUCGACCACUUGGCCAACGACCCUGAGGUGCAGGCUGUUGUUCAGUACAUACUCUCCGAUGACUUCAAGAGCAUUGUCCUGGCCAUCGACGCUCUCCCAGAAUACAUUGAUUUCCUCAACUACCUGCAAGAGUCCGGCCUCGAUGUCUACAAAUACGUGAACGCUCUACACGACUUCAUGGGACUGCCCCAGCUUACUCCUCCAUCCAAGCUGAGACACACCAGGAGCAUCCGUUCCAUGGUCGACGAGAUUCUCGCCAUCUUGCCACUGGACGAACUGCGGGCUCUGUUCGACGAGAAGCUGGAAACCAGCCCCGACUUCAAAGAACUGUAUGACAGGAUUAGGUCUCCCGAAUUCCAGUCGAUCGUGGAAACUCUGAACUCGCUGCCAGAGUACCAGGAGCUGCUCCAGAAGCUGAGGGACGCCGGCAUCGACGUCGACGCAUUCAUUGACUUGAUCCGUGGACUUUUCGGCCUGCCAACCAGGUCGAAGCAUUAAUCUCCAUUCUACCAGUACCUCUGUCCACAAAACACUCCUGUCAAUGGACCAAUGCUGUGUAAUACUGAAGAUCUGUCUUCUAUU
Molecule: messenger RNA, 2554 nt
Organism: Schistocerca serialis cubense
Lineage: Eukaryota; Metazoa; Arthropoda; Insecta; Orthoptera; Acrididae
Exons: 14
Coding region: 20-2470 (816 amino acids)
Source: RefSeq, a predicted model, not a curated record